UGCAGGCAGCAGACAGCAGACACCAGUCAAAGCAUCGUGACAGAGCAGAAGCAGAGUUAUUUCUGUCGGCUUUUUAGACGAUUUGUUAUUUAAAUUUAUCUCCUCAAAUCCCGAAUUUGUCCUUCAAGAGUAGGACCGCUUUGAUCUUGUGCGAUGGCAGACCAAGAACGUAUGACAGCCGAGUUCAUGGAACUCACCAACGUAGGUGCAGACCAAGCGAAAUUCUUCCUCGAGUCCAGUGGCUGGAGUGUUCAGUUGGCCAUUGCCAGCUAUUAUGAGAAUGGUGGAGGAUCUGACAUGGGUGACGAACCUGAAAUCGUGCAGGAAGUCCCAGCACCUCCACGUCCUCCAGCACAAGUUAAGACUGAGCCUGAAGAAACAACCAAGAAGUCUGAGAAGAAAACUUCAUCUUCUGGGAUCCAGACCUUGAGGACCCUAGAUAACUCUGAUGGCAGCUCUGACGAAGAAGGCCAAGCCUUUUAUGCAGGUGGUUCUGAACACAGUGGUCAACAAAUCCUGGGCCCAUCCAAGAAAAAGGGAGAUAUUGUGAAGGACAUUUUCAAGUCUGUUCGAGAACGCGGUGCUGAAGAAGUUGAUGUUGAUCCGCGCCAGGCAUCCUCCAGCAAGAGAUCCAAAGCUUUUGGUGGGACAGGUUACAGGCUUGGCCAGGCGCCUAGUGAAUCGCAAGUCAUUCCUUCAACUUCAAAUGAAGGUAGAACUGUUCCUCUGCAGAUGACAAUCAAGAUGUGGAAGACUGGAUUCAGCAUUGAUGAUGGUCCACUGAAGGAUUAUGAGCAAAACAAGGCGUUCCUUGAUUCCAUCAAAAAUGGAGAAGUUCCUCAAGAACUGUUGAACCAGGCUAGGGGCAGAGAAGUGAACGUGAACCUGGAGGACCACCACAUGGAGGAAUUCUCAGCGCCAAAGAGAAAGGUCCAGGUGUUUGCCGGCAAAGGACACAUUCUUGGCAGUCCCACACCUGUCACUGUUGGAGUCACUCAACCAAUGACAGAGAAAGACAAGGAGUCAAACGAAGAUUCUGCCAAGACCGCAGUCCCAGUUGACCCCUCACAACCCUCCACCACAGUUCAAGUGCGACUCAUGGACGGAUCUCGCCUUCUGGCCAACCUGAACCACACUCACACAGUUGGGGACCUACGGAGAUUCAUCUCAACUGCGAGACCUCACCUGCAGAAUCAGACGUUUUACUUGCGAACCACCUUCCCUAGUGCGGAAUUGACAGACGAUUCCAAAACCCUGAAGGAAGCAGGUCUUCUGAAUGCUGCUGUUCUCCUGCGACUCAAUUAAGUUUGCUGCAGAUAACAUGCUGCACACAACACGAAGCGAAAAAUUCAAGAAGAGUUGUUUUGAGCCAAAGUCUUUAAUUUCCAUUCCGUUUCUCUAAGCGAGAAUGACACAGGGGUUUAGGAAGAGUAAUGCCAAUUGAAUAAUUUGGCAAACAUACAAUAAUUGUGUAUUGGUUUACUCAAAAGUUUCUGCUGCCUCACAAGUGAUGGCAUUUAAUUUGUUGUAUAUUUAUUGCGAACUACAUGGUCAUUAAAGUAUGAUUUACACUUGAAUACAAAA
This is a messenger RNA of Cloeon dipterum, 1584 nucleotides long. It is a transcript of the gene p47, whose product is annotated as p47. The coding region runs from base 154 to 1305 and encodes 383 amino acids. The record is from RefSeq and is a predicted model, not a curated record. Gene Ontology annotation, biological process: autophagosome assembly; nuclear membrane reassembly; membrane fusion. The transcript has 7 exons. Gene Ontology annotation, cellular component: nucleus; cytosol. NCBI's taxonomy places the organism in Eukaryota, Metazoa, Arthropoda, Insecta, Ephemeroptera, Baetidae. Gene Ontology annotation, molecular function: ubiquitin binding.